AGGUAGAGAGGACGCGGACAAAGGAGGCGGCCGGCAGCCCAGCUGUUUUGAAAAAUGCUUCCUGUUUCUUUAAAGGCGCUCGCGGCUCGGGCGGCCGGGGCUGGGGAGGCGGCGGCGGCGGCGGGGGCUGCCUCCUCUCGGGGCGGCGGCGCUGACUGAUCUCGCGAACUGGGCUUCUGUGUAAACUGAGGCUAAACAAACACAGAUGGAGCGCAGCGGGCGUUCUCCAGAAAUGCUGGCAAGGCGGCAGCGACUUCAGAUGACACUCUGAGCGCUCCGGGAACGGACAGCCCGGCGGCUUCGCGGAGCCGGCGGCGCAGCUGCCCCGGGCGAGGGGGAGAAAGGGAGGGAGGAGGGCGGGCGCGAGAAGGGGGAGAGCCCGAGACUCCCAGGCGCUGAGCGCGGCGGCCGCCCGGGCAGAGCCGGCGCGCGGCGUGCAGAGCGAGCGCGGCGGGCGCGCGGCCCGGGCAGCCCCACGCCCCUGCCUCGCGCGCUGCCCGCGCCAUGAAGCACAUCCCGGUUCUCGAGGACGGGCCGUGGAAGACCGUGUGCGUGAAGGAGCUGAACGGCCUCAAGAAGCUCAAGAGGAAAGGCAAGGAGCCGGCGCGGCGCGCGAACGGCUAUAAAACUUUCCGAUUGGACUUGGAAGCGCCCGAGCGCGGCGCCACCGCCACCAACGGGCUGCGCGACAGGACCCAGAGGCUGCAGCCGGUCGCGGCCCCGGUGCCAGCCCCGGUGGCGCCGGCUGUUCCCUCAGGUGGGGGCGCGGACCCGGCCGGGGAGCGCCGGGGCGCCCGGGCGCCGGAGGUCUCCGACGCGCGGAAACGCGGCUUCGCCCUGGGUGCAGUGGGGCCGGGACUCCCCACGCCGCCGCCACCGCCGCCGCCGCCACCGCCACCGCCGCCUCCGGCGCCCCAGAGCCAAGUACCCGGGGGUUCCGAGGCGCAGCCUUUCCGGGAGCCCGGCCUCCGGCCCCGUAUCUUGCUGUGCGCACCGCCUGCACGCCCCACGCCGUCGGCGCCCCCUGCGCCCCCGGAGUCUUCCGUGCGCCCCGCGCCCCCCACGCGCCCCGGGGAAAGUUCUUACUCGUCAAUUUCACACGUAAUUUACAAUAACCACCCGGAUGCCUCCGCGUCGCCUAGGAAACGGCCGGGCGAAGCGACCACCGCUGCCUCGGAGAUCAAAGCCCUGCAGCAGACCCGGAGGCUCCUAGCGAACGCCAGGGAGCGGACGCGGGUGCACACGAUCAGUGCAGCCUUCGAGGCGCUCAGGAAGCAGGUGCCGUGUUACUCCUACGGGCAGAAGCUGUCCAAACUGGCCAUCCUGAGGAUCGCCUGUAACUACAUCCUGUCCCUGGCGCGGCUGGCUGACCUCGACUACAGUGCCGACCACAGCAACCUCAGCUUCUCCGAGUGCGUGCAGCGCUGCACCCGGACCCUGCAGGCUGAGGGACGCGCCAAGAAGCGCAAGCAGGCUCCUCGCUGGGUCCUCCAUGUUUCCCAGAGGCCUCUGGGCCCUGAGCCAGGGAGGCCCCCCAUGGACUCUCCUGCCUCCGCCGGGGAAGGCCCCGCACGUCCUCCCCGCCAGCCAGCCACGGCCGCUGCCACGUCCACAGGUCUGGCAGGCACUGGGCUGGAGGGAUCACUGGCUGGGGAGCCUCACAGGAGUGACUGGCCCCAGUCUAGGCCAAGGAUGCUGCUGUGGGCCCUCUUUCUGGUCAAGCCCAAGGAGAAGGUGAGCUCUCCAAAUCCAGCCUUGUCUUCUUCUCCAAGAUGCCGCCAGAUGCUCAGACCACUGCCUGUCAGGGUGCAGGGGCACAUCUGCCUCCCUCGCACCCUCCUGUCCCCUCUCAGCCACUCCGGUGACUCCGCACUUUGCCCUCUGCCUGGUGGGGAGGGGAGAGCAAAGCCUCCCCCUUGCCCAGGGCUGCAGAAAUUCAUUGCCAAAGAUUCCACAGAGACACUGAACAAAUUGUGGUGAUAACAGCCCACAGUGAGAAGCCACACCAUUGCUCUAUGACUUUGGCUCCUCCCAUUGCCAAAGCCAUCCCAAGCCAAAGACGAGUCAGCAGUCCCGCUGGAAACUCAUGGAAGGGAUGGACAUUUGGUGACCAUGGAAGUGCUCGACCCUCUGACCUGGAACUCUCUUUCUACAUUGGGCCCUGAGCUGGCUGGGUACAAGAUAAACUUUCUGGGGGUGGCGAGAGAGGGCUGGGGGUGCUUGUACAGAGUGGGAUAUGAGAUCCUGGCCCUCUUCUUGCCCUCCCACUGGCUGCCCAGGCCUCUGACCCUGAUUCUCAGUGUUCCUUGGGUCCAGGCUCCUUGGGCUCUGAGCAUCAAGGCAAGGGAGGAAGGGGGAGGAAAGAAGCAAUAUUGACCAUCCUGUACCCCACCCCAGGGACUUGCCCCACCAGGGUCACCUAAAGGGUCUUUGUUCCCCAGCCAGCCCAGCCAGCCACUCCUUGCCUGUGGUCCACCCUCCUGGCUGGGAAAACAAGAUGGUUCCCUGCAUGAAGGCCAGUAGUCUAUUCCCAGUUAUGCAGAGGGACAGAGGGGAGGAAGGGACCAGGGGAACGGGUCAGUAAGUUGGGGAAGGUGCGGGCCGGGGGGCAUGUUCAAAGCCAAGGCCUGUUCCUUCCUUGUGCUCAAAAGGCCAAAGCUGUUCACAUCUGUGCUCAACCAUCUGCUUCAAAUUGAAGUAAAAGCCCCAACAUGUAAAGAAAACACUUGCUCGUGUUGAAUGGACUCUGUGGGUAACCAGGACCUUGGCUGGUCAGUUGAGGGCCAGUUGUGCGGGAGGGGAGAGGCUGGUCUCGGCCUAGAGGUCGAGAACCCUUCAGGAAGUGGGCAGCGUGUGAGUGUGUGCAUCUGUGUGUGUCAGGGGGUAGGGGGCCCUCACCAUGACCUCAGCCUGGACUAGUGACCAGGAGGCCUGGUCAGAAACGUGAGGAGCUCUUUCCACUUCAGACCUCACUCACUUCAUUCAGCCCAGGGAUGCCCUCUCUUGUCUGCUCCUCAGGCUCCUGGGCUGGGGCUGGAGGGUCUGCAGGCCCAGCUGGCAGACAGGAGCCUCCUCCCCUUGCACUAAUGUUUCCCAGGCACAGCCCUUUGCCCAGGACCAGGUUGUUGGGCGGGCCUGGAUCUGGGACAGAAGCAGGGGAUCUGGAUGGCUCAGAGCACUCCUUAGAGCAAAGGUGCCCUGGAAGCCAGCCAGACAGAGCGGGCUUGGGAUGGGGGCAACAAGGGGACGCUUAAGAAAGGUUGGUCACCUGGGGGCGCAUGGGUGGCUCAGCUGGUGAAACAGCCGGCUCUUGAUUUCUGCUCAGGUCAUGACCUCAGGACCCUGGAAUUAAGCCCCGAGUUGGGCUCCGUGCUCAGCAGGGAGUCUGCUUGAGGAUUCUCUCUCUCUCCCCACCCCCCCGCCCUUCCCACUGCUCACACACACUCUCUCUCUCUUUAAAUAAAUCUAAAAAGAAUAGAAAGGUUGGUCACCUAGGACUCCAGGCACAGGUCACAACCCCACUCACUUGUCUCUCUGAAUUUCUGAGUAAUACCUGUGGCACUUCCUAGGGAAACAGGAAAUGUGGACCAAUGAGCAUCAGGCUUAUUGACAUAAGAGGACCCUUUCUGUUAUUAAAAGGUGGGGAGGUACCCCCAUCGUGCUGCCAGGGGACCAGACCUAUGGCCUUCCCACUCAGAAACAACGCAUGGCCUCCACUCCCCACCCCUCUCUUGUUCCUGGCCUUCAUUACGUACUUCCCUUUCAGUCUGAAGCAUCUGUGGAUCAUCAGCUGCAUAUCAGACAUCAAGCUAGUUGUUGGCAAUAGAGAGAUGGAUCUCACACAGCACCUAUCUUCACAGAGGUCAUGGUUCUGUACAGACAAGCAAAUAAUUAUGAUGCAGUCAGUUGUCUAAGAUGUUGUUGGGAACUUCAGGAAAGAAAAAAACUAAUUCUCCCUAGGCAGGUGUCAGGAAGAGCUUUCCUCCAAAGGGGCCAUGGGAGUUGGGUCUUGAAGGAUGAAUAGAAGUUUUCUGUGCAGAGGAAUGAGAGAAGGGCUUUCUAUGCAUAGGAAUACUUAGCCCUGGCAGGACAUUGGAAUCACCUAAGGAGAUGAUUAAAUAUUGAUAUGAAGUAUUUAUGCCAAAGUCCCAUCUCCAGAAAUUCUGAUGUAUUGGUCUGGAGUGUUCCCUGGACACUGGGAUUUUUAAAAACUCCCUAAGUGAUUCCAAUGUGCCAGCAAGGCUGAGAGCUACUGGUUUAAGUGGUCAGCUCUCGGACAUAAAAGCAGCUUAGAAUCACUGAUACGGGAUGCAGACUGGGCCAAAGAUGCGGCUGGAUGGAUGUGUGUGUGUUUACGGCUUUGUGUGCACAUGCCCACACACGUAUGCAGAGGAAUGAUCAAAAGUCUAUGCUUUUCUUUCUUUUUCCAGCUUCCCCACCAGCACGGCAGUUUGUGUUUUUGCACGCACACACACAAACACAUUCCUUCUCGUGUACACAUGCACACCCAUAGAUGCACUUGCAUGUAUUCCCAGGGAAGGGAAAUCGGUUUGAGAUAGAUUCAGAUUUCCUCGACAGUCUUUUAGACGGUUUUACAUAAGCAACCAUUCAAGAAGACCCUGGCCCAAAUAAAAAUUAUGAAGAGCCACCCUCUUCAUGUCCCGGUCCAGCGGAGGGUUUUGGUCACGGAGCCCCUGCAGGCUUGUGUGUGGCACCCCCUCCUGCUUUGUUGUUUGCUCUGGGUCCCGCGGCCCCAUGUGCCUGGGAUGGCUCAUCAGUCACCAGCUGCAGAAGGACCCAGGGCACCUGCGUGAGUGUGAACACACACGUCUGCGCGUGUACCUCUGUGUGCGUGCCCGGUUCGUGCAGCCCGCGUGCUCCCUGCUCUCCGCAGGACAAAAACUCCAGAGCACGGCUCCAGGACGCGGAGCUUGCAGCUCCACUGAGCUCCACAAGGCUCUUCAAAAAUUCGGGGCACGGAGGCUGCACUGCUUCCUGGUUCCGGCCUCGGACCAUCCCAGAAGAGAGGCUGAAGUUCUGGGGAGGGCGGUCCACAAGCCCCUGGGCCCCCAUCUGGGCUCACAGCUUGGCCAGGGCCCCGGGUGGGCUCCAUACUCCCUUGGGGCCUUGUGGCCCGCCACUCCGGCCUGAGACCUCCUCCUCCCCUCCCUCUACCACCCCAAGUCCUCCAAGGCCCUGGGCUGUCCUUUCCCUUUUACCCCACCCUCUCCCCUCUCCCCUUCCUCACCAGCCAGUGAGGAGGAGGGGCAGGACCCAGGGCUGGGGAACUGGGUGACUGUGUGUGGGGACUGAGACAGGAGCUGGAGGAACAGAGGCCCUUCGUGGCCACGGUCCGGGGCAGUGAUGUGGGCGCCGCUCGUUAGGCGGAGGCCAGCGCUGUGCUGUGGUCAGCCAUGGGAGGCCAGCUGGGGGUCUGGGUACGGCACUUGCCUCCUUCUUGCCAUGCUGUUUUCUGAGUGACAAAGUCCUCGCCAGUGGCCCAAUGACAGAACAAGACUUGGACGUCUCUAAGUGUUUCCUCGAAGGGGAUUUGUACUGCCAUUUUCACUCUGACCUCUUGCUGUCGCCCCUCCUGCUCAGCUGUGGUCUGUCUCCAGGCUCCAGGGGGACAGGGAGGCAUGGAGGGGGCCCUCCCUGGGGGGCAUGGGGGGAAGGGCAGCUGGCUUCAUCCUCCGCUACCCACCCCCAUCUUGGUUCUCACCUUGGCACUGGUCUCCCCUCUGAGACCCCGGGCCCCAGACAAGCUCUGUCUGCCUUCCUGAAGCCAGGCACCUGCAAGGAACUUGGAUUUACCCACAAUGACCUGGUUUUACAGAUAUUUGGGCACAUGUCUCCAUAGCACAACCUCCAGAUGGUGCUAUGAAUUCCUAGAGGGCAAAGAUUGGGUCUAAUUCAUUUCCAAAUCCUCGAAAAGGCCUUGCAAAAUGUAUAUAUUGGUUUCUCUGUUAAAUGAAUAAAAAGUGGAAAAUA
Messenger RNA from Mirounga angustirostris (Northern elephant seal), 5991 nucleotides. RefSeq names its product atonal bHLH transcription factor 8 (gene ATOH8). Gene Ontology annotation, cellular component: nucleus. Gene Ontology annotation, biological process: axon development; sensory organ development; positive regulation of transcription by RNA polymerase II. The transcript is spliced from 5 exons. Gene Ontology annotation, molecular function: E-box binding; DNA-binding transcription factor activity, RNA polymerase II-specific; protein dimerization activity. The record is from RefSeq and is a predicted model, not a curated record. The coding region runs from base 505 to 1980 and encodes 491 amino acids. NCBI's taxonomy places the organism in Eukaryota, Metazoa, Chordata, Mammalia, Carnivora, Phocidae.